This is a messenger RNA of Branchiostoma belcheri (Belcher's lancelet), 2635 nucleotides long. RefSeq names its product F-box/LRR-repeat protein 4-like. Gene Ontology annotation, molecular function: protein binding. NCBI's taxonomy places the organism in Eukaryota, Metazoa, Chordata, Leptocardii, Amphioxiformes, Branchiostomatidae. Bases 471 to 2213 code for a protein of 580 amino acids. The record is from RefSeq and is a predicted model, not a curated record. Gene Ontology annotation, biological process: SCF-dependent proteasomal ubiquitin-dependent protein catabolic process. The transcript has a single exon. Gene Ontology annotation, cellular component: SCF ubiquitin ligase complex.
GUCAUGCAACGCUCCCCAGGAACAACCACUUGGGCAGGUGAGAGGGGGGAUAUCAAAGCGUCUGCUUUCUCGUCUUAUUAAAUAUCACAGGAAUAAAAUAUUUCUAUUGAAGUACUGUAUGAAAGACGAACGUCAUGCAAUCUAGAACGCUCAACCUUUGUGGCUGAUGUAUUUGCCGCAGUGACUUCCAAGCGAGAGCGAUCUGACAGUGGAGUGUCGAGUCUGCUCUGAUGACAGGUUUAUUGUUGACAUGGCCACCGUACACAGAUGUGUCACGAGAUGAUAAACCAAGGACUAAAGGGCUAUCUUAAGCAAAUGAACCGCGCUGACACAUCACGAGUGUUGCUGGCCAGUUUUUCAAUCAUCAGGAUGGUGAACCUAGCCUUUCUUGCCCCCCAUUGAGAACAGUUCUAGAUCUGGAUCUACAAGUCAACACCUGAUACUGAUAGAGUUUUUGGAAGAUAGACAUCAUGAAUGAAGAGGACGUGAAGGCGGGGUAUGUGCACCAGUAUGCGAUUGAAGUGGUGGACUUUAGCUCCCAGUAUGGCUAUGAUGGCAGCAUGUCCUAUGUGGCCUCCAACCUGUCCGGGCCGCCGAACGUCUAUCCCGGGUACGGUGACUUCACCCAGGCUUGUGUAUUUCGAACCUAUGGACCUUGGUGGAAGUGUUGUCCAUCAGCACGAAAGCCCAUCAACCGCAGCCCUAUAACAUUCCGCAGCCAGGACUACAUCGAACUCUUGUUUGAGGAGAGGGUGUAUCCAAGUCGGAUUGACAUCUUUGAAACCUACAACCCUGGCUCCAUCGUGAAGAUCCUGGCAUGUAACACCUCUCCGAAGGACUUUGCAGAGCUGGAUCCUCCCGAGGAGGUGGAGUGGGUGACGCUGUGGUCUGGACAGCCCGAGGGUUUACCCGCCAGGCCCAGAGAGUUCUCACCGCCUCUCAAACCGUGUCCGUUCGCCACCAAUCUCAUCCGCCUGGAGGUCAACCAGAAGCUGCUGGAAUACUACACAGAACUGGACGCUGUGAAGCUGUACGGUGUCCUGGAGUGUAAGGAACUUCAGAACUCACCAGCACUUCCCAGCAGGCAUGUCUACCCUGACCCAGGGAUUUCCGCAACACAGAAGAUGCUCAGGGACUUGAUGCUCGUUGACAAAAAAAGUUCUCCCGGGAAUAAUGGUUACUUUGACAUGCUCCCUAGCGAGGUUAUCCAGUUGAUACUUAGUUAUCUGGAUAUGCCCAGCCUUUGUAAUGCAGCCCUGUCCUGUAGCUUCUUGAUGCACCACUGUUACGACCCGCUUCAGUACACAGGCUUAGACUUGCAGCCUUACUGGUCCCAGGUAGAUGACUAUGUACUAAAGUGCCUUCAGAUCCGUUGUUCACAUCUGCAGCAGUUAAGUCUGUCCUGGUGUGGUCGAUAUGACAUGAUAAAGGGUCCUACUUUUAUCAAGUUUCUUGAGCACUGUGGCAGUGAGUUGACAUGCCUUAGGCUCUCGUGUUCUCGAUUUCUCUAUGCAGAUUGUCUAAGGGCCAUAGGGUUAAACUGUCCACUGUUACAGGAGCUUGACCUGUCAUCCUGCACCUACCUGCAUGACACAGCCUUCCAACAGGUGGCAAACUUCACGUCCUUACGAAGGUUAAAUCUCUAUCGAACCAGCGUCACUGGUAGCACGGUCAGAUCUAUCAUCAGAAGCAACCCAGGCUUAGAGUAUUUAAACCUGGGAGGUUGUAAGAGUUGUGAUGGCAUGGACGAUGUUGCCAUUGACCUUGCUCAGCAUUGUCCCCAGUUGAAGGCUGUAGAUUUUUGGCGCUGCAGGUCUCUCACCAACAUUGGGCUGAGGGCGCUGGCCAGCGGUUGCAGCUUGCUGUUGGAACUCGACCUCGGCUGGUGUCCCGAGUUGCGUUCCAACACAGGCUGCUUCGUGUACCUAGCCCAGAGCUGCCACCUGUUGAGAAAGCUGUUUGUCACGGCCAAUCGCACUGUGAGUGACAACGACCUCUUUGCCCUUGCCAAGCACUGCAGGGACUUGGAACAGCUGGACAUCCUUGGGACACGUAUGGUGUCUCCGGACGGUGCCCUGGCUGUUCUGAAUUCAUGCAAGAAGCUGUCCUUCUUUGACGUGUCCUUCUGUCCUCUGCUAGACUUUGCUAUGAUUUAUAAAUGGAAGAUGGCAUUCCCUGACGUUGCUCUUAGAAAAAGCUUCCAAAACACAUAGACUUCUUUGAUUAGCAGUUCCAAGUUUGAAGGAAGCAUAUUCAAUGUACACUAGCCUCUACCAGGCCUUCCCAAAGGCAGGAGUAACCAUUGUGGAUAGUACAAUUGAGCAAAAAUUGGGUCCAUUGUUGGCUGAGUUGCAGUAAGGGUAACAUUUCAUUUUUGCACGGGAAAAUGAACUCUAUGGUGGCCAAACUACCCUCCUGGCAAAUAUUGCUCCUUAUUUUUCAGCUAGCAUUUUAAUUGUUAGUCUGGUGGAGACUAAUAUUCUGCAGGAAAAGACGGUUGUUCAAAUGUAGAUUUGGUUUAUUAAAUUUAAAAGAAGUCAGUAACCAGAUCUGUAUCGGUAUAGCCGGUAUAACCGCCCUUCGACGUAACACACCAGCUUCACAGGCACGCGGCGUGGCGGCAGCGAGCUAUAUC